This is a messenger RNA of Eremothecium cymbalariae DBVPG#7215, 4554 nucleotides long. RefSeq names its product ubiquitin-specific protease UBP7 (gene UBP7). The transcript has a single exon. Gene Ontology annotation, biological process: protein deubiquitination. Gene Ontology annotation, molecular function: cysteine-type deubiquitinase activity. NCBI's taxonomy places the organism in Eukaryota, Fungi, Ascomycota, Saccharomycetes, Saccharomycetales, Saccharomycetaceae. The coding region runs from base 1 to 4554 and encodes 1517 amino acids. The record is from RefSeq and is a predicted model, not a curated record.
AUGGAGGCUCCGUAUAUGCCAGAGUAUUCUCUAGAAUUGCAGCAGUUUGUGGAGGAGGUUUAUGUGGAGAAUUUGGAGGACUGUUAUCAAAAGUUGAGGCUUGAGAAGCUUAUAGAUUUGCUAGAACAUGGGGCGUAUCUCCUUGAAUCUUACAGGGAGUUGUUGGGGCGGGGGCAAGUGGAGGCUGGCAUAACGGCGUAUGUUGUGGGAGCAUUUUAUUUGUAUUUGAUUAUUCCGCAGUCGAUUGAGUUUCAUACGAGGAAUCUUUCGUAUUCGAUAUAUGUGGAUUUAAAGCGGCAUUAUGAGAGUGAUCCAAAUAUGAUGAAUGUUAUGUUGCUUGUGGCGGCAAAGGUGGGUUCUGUGAUGCAGCUCUAUCUAUCUGGGGAAGGGGAUGAAAAGUAUGGUGCUCGGUUUACUGGCAGAAAGAGGGCAUAUUCGAUGCAAAGUUGUGAUUCGUCUAAACUUGCAGAUACGUUGGGGAAACUGUCUAUUGAGCGUUCCUCCACCAGGGGGACUACUGUGUUUGAAGGAAAGACGGAACAGGGUGCGUUUGGACAGCAGCAGCAAGAUGAUGAAUGGGAGGAUACUGUCUGGAGUGCUCCAAACCUGGAGCCGGAUGAUCAGCUAAAACUUGCUGUGUCGUAUUCCCACUCACCCUCGAUCCAUGAUACUUCAGAUUCUAAAACCAAGGAUUCAGGUCUUGAAAACAAUUCUGCUGCAGAAUUUUCUGUUUUAGAUGAAGAAUGGGUUUCUGAACGGCGAUCUGGUUUCAUGAGUCAGUCGUUACAGGUUGAUUCUUCAGACAACAAAAAUAAUGAUGAACUACCUUCGAUUGGGGACCACAAUGACGUCUUAGAUCGUUUUUACACACAUGGACAGGAUUUGCGUUAUCCCAUAUGUAAUGAUGGCGUUGUUCCAUGUGAGAAUAGUUCAAUUAUGUGGCUGUAUGAGAGUUCCUCUAUCAAAUGUUUGGACUUACUUUCUAAGCUGACAUCUAGUGAACGCAGUUCUAUGCUUUUAAUUGACCUAAGGUUACCUAAGAGGUAUGAGUACUCUCAUAUUUUAGCUGAAAAUGUGAUUAAUAUAGAUCCCGAGUUACUGUGGGAUGAUGAAAAGGGUGCACCUGUUUCUUCAGUAAAGGAGUUAGAGUUAGUUAUCGAUAACCACUUAUUCCGCAGCAGACGGCAGUUUGCUACCAUUGUAUGUUACACGGAUAAUUAUACCUACAUGCAAAUCGAUUUCGACUUCGUAUUUUUAUUAUUCAGAUUACUAUACCUUGGAAGACCCCAAUUGGUUUUAAAAACCCUUUCAGGUGGAUACGAACAGUGGAAGUCUUUCUUGAAGGAAUUGAAAAGAACUGAGUCAAUUAUAUUGAGUGAUUUUUUGUGGAAACGCCCUCAUAAAAACGAGCAUAGUAAUGAUAUAGUCAUCGCAUCUGGGGAACCCUCUGAUUCAAAUAAUUCUAAGUCCUUCCCGCCGUCUCUGGUUGAAAAUUCGAUACCAGCUUUUCAAUCUGAUCACAAACCCAUAGCACAACAAUCUUCCGUUGGAAUUGAACCAAUUCACCGGUUUUCUUCUGUAUCAACAUACAGCAAGCCAGUCGUGCCUCCUCCAAUACCAGUCACUAGGCCUUUACUUAACCCGGCGACGAACCCAUUGUCCCAGUAUUGCAGUCAGAUGUUGGUUAAUGCUGUGAAGCCACCUAGCACUAAUGAGAACUCUGUCUCACAAUCACAUCUUUCAACUACUCCGGAUGCCAAGUCUGUCUCACAAUCAAAUCUUUCAACUACUCCGGAUGCCAAGUCUGUUUCCCAAUCAAAUCUUUCAACUACUCCGGAUGCCAAGUCUGUCUCACAAUCAAAUCUUUCAACUACUCCGGAUGCCAAGUCUGUCUCACAAUCAAAUCUUUCAACUACUCCGGAUGCCAAGUCUGUCUCACAAUCAAAUCUUUCAACUACUCCGGAUGCCAAGUCUGUCUCACAAUCAAAUCUUUCAACUACUCCGGAUGCCAAGUCUGUCUCACAAUCAAAUCUUUCAACUACUCCGGAUGCCAAGUCUGUCUCACAAUCAAAUCUUUCAACUACUCCGGAUGCCAAGUCUGUCUCACAAUCAAAUCUUUCAACUACUCCGGAUGCCAAGUCUGUCUCACAAUCACAUCUUUCAUCUACUCCAGAUGCCAAGUCUGUUUCCCAAUCAAAUCUUUCAGCUACUCCGGAAUCAAAUCUUUCAGCUACUCCGGAUGCCAACUCUGCCUCACAAUCAAAUCUUUCAAAUACUCCGGAUGCCAAGUCCGUGUCACACGUAUCUAUUACCACAACAACCGUGCCUAUGGUGUUACCUCCUAUACCAGUUACGAGGCCUUUGAUACCGCCGCCAUUCGAGAAUAACAGAGCCGAUUCAUCUUUAUCAUCCACCCGUGAAACCAAUGAGACUGUACCAUUACCAUUGCAAACCGUUAGAAAUAGUGGAUCCAUUCCAUUUUACCCUGUUGUUCAAGACAACAAGCCUACUCUAUCCGCUAUUUUCAGCGAUGAAAAAUUAACAUCACAAUCUAUUGUUAAUCAUGAUGAUGAUGACGGGACUAGCUCAAAGUCUGUAUCUAGUUCACAUAAAGGUAUCAUGCCAGUAAAAACUGUUGAACAUGAUUGUGAUACUUCACCACUGCCUAACUUACUUCCAAAAAUUCCAAAAAUUGUAUCAUCUGUCGAAAAUAUCAACUCUGGUUUAUCUCAAUUUGUUUCUGCUUCGUCUUCCAGGCCUGUUUCAUCACACAAUAUAAAAUACAGCAAGUUUAAUAUGUCGCAGCCGCCUAUUCCUAUUACUAAACCACUUUUGACGCCAUCAAACACUGUUUCAACAUUCCACGUCCCGCUUGCACCAUCUUCUAUACCAAUUAGGGCAACAACGAUAACGGCCUCACAAUCCUCCCAUCCUAAUUAUAUGGCAUCUCAAAAGCGGAUGGAACUCUUCGAAUCAGGAUCUGUAAGAUCUGUUACUACCUCGAAAUAUCCACUACCACUGGUAAACCCAAUUCACGAUCCUGCACAAGUUGCGUCAACACAGAGAACGGAAAUUUAUGAUAAUAUUUGGCGAGCACUUGAUAGGAGAAGCGAGAGGAGAAAUCAUCGAAGCAAUGCAUAUGCUUCAGCAUAUCGAAAAAAUUCAUCAAUUUCCCAUAAAGGGGCUGACAGAAGCCCCGAGGAGACUAAUAAUAUCAAAGUGGAUGGCCAUAAACUAAUACGGAAUCCUAUCCCUCAUUUUAGUAUCCCAACAAUUGAGAAUAGUUAUAACGAGUAUGUUGCGUUAUCAAUAACUGGAUUAAGGAAUAUGUCUAAUACGUGUUAUAUUAAUAGUAUGCUUCAAUGUUUAUUUUCCACAAGUGCAUUUCGGAACUUGUUUCUCUCAAAUAAAUAUGCCCACUACUUGAAAUCACCAGAAAUGGAUACAAUGUCACGUUCUUUUUAUAUGCUAUUUCGAAAGAUGUACAUGAAUGGUGGUUGUUCUGUUGUGCCCAGUGGGUUUUUAAAAAUGUGUAAUACAUUAAAACCUGACUUAAGAAUACCGUAUGGCCAACAGGACACUCAGGAGUUUUUAUUAUUUCUAUUAGACAAACUACAUGAUGAGUUAUCUUCAAUUGAAUCUGUGAGUAAUGAUUAUUCACACCUAUUGCUGCAUGAUAAUGUAAGAUUAUAUGUUGAUGACGCUCAAUAUAAUAAGUGGUUUGAUCAAAAUAUCGACCAGAAUGGGCUGUCGCCUAUAGAUGAUCUUUUUCAAGGUCAAAUGGAAAACCAACUAUCGUGUCAGAGAUGCGGUUAUUCUUCCUACACAUAUUCAACAUUCUACGUUCUAUCACUUGCACUACCUAACCCCGUCGCUAAAGCAUUUGGUAAGACUAAGAAGCUCAGAUUAGAGGAUUGUAUUAAUUUUUUUACUUGUGAUGAGGUUCUUAGCGACCAAAAUGCAUGGGAUUGUCCUAGAUGCUGCAGCCCAUCUGAUUAUAUGAGUUAUGAUCAUAAAGGAAAAAGAAAGAUAUCUACUAGCUUCGAAAGUUUAAAUGGUGGUAAUUCUAGUCGUUCCAAGUUGUUUAAAUUUGGCUAUAAGAUGCGCUCAAGAUCGGAAGCUCCUAAGUUUUCAUCAAAACUUUCGGAUAAAGUCAGCAAUGGAAAGCCAGCUACUGUGAAAUCUUUAAAUUUUAUCACCAUGCCUCGGAUAUUGGUUAUCCACUUGUCGCGUUUUAUUUAUGAUCUGACCAAGAAAAACAACAUUGUGGUGAGUUAUCCGCUCAUUCUUAAUAUUGUUCUAAAGAAUAGCGAGGUUGCAAAAUUUCGACUAUACAGCAUUGUGAAUCAUUUUGGCACAUUAAUAAGUGGGCAUUAUACGUCACUUGUGAAUAAGGAAUUAAAUCAUGAAAUUUCACACGGCAAACAGAAAUGGUACUAUUUUGACGAUGAGAUUGUUAAGUUUGACACCAACCAUGGUGAUUACGACAAUGGCAUAGCUUCUGUGUCAAGCAGCAACGUUUACGUGUUAUUUUAUGAACGAAUUUUUGAUUGA